AUGGAUAGGGGAACAGGCUUCACAUGGACGCCCAAUCCAACGAAGUACGAGGAUGCAUUCAAGGUGAUGAAGACAGCUCUCGAGCAAGGAGCCAACUUCUGGAAUGGCGGCGAGCACUAUGGCCCUCCGGACGCGAACUCACUGCAGCUACUCAGGGCAUACUUUAGCAUGUAUCCUGAGGAUGCAGACAAGGUCGUGCUAAGCAUAAAGGGCGGGAUGGGUAAAGACCACGCCUUCGACGGGACAGAGAAAGGAGUACGGCCGAGCGUAGAGAACUGUGUGCGCCUCUUGGGAGGAACAAAGAAAAUCGACAUCUUCGAGUGCUCGCGCGUGGACAGGAAUACACCCAUCGAAGAGACGAUGGCGGCCUUGCUCAAGAUGCGCGACGAGGGCUUGAUCGGGGGUAUCGGUCUGUCUGAGGUUCGGGCCGAGACGAUUCGACGGGCAGCCAGAGUAGCUCCAAUUGCUGCGGUGGAAAUAGAGCUAAGCCUCUGGAGCACUGGCCCCACAAACAAUGGCAUCCUCGAAACAUGCAAAGAGUUCAAUAUCCCCGUCAUCGCCUAUUCACCCCUGGGCCGCGGGUUUUUGACUGGCAAGAUCCAGUCUCCUGAUGACCUGCCGGAUGGGGACAGACGAAAGACCUUCCCAAGGUUUCAACCAGGCAAAAUAGAGAAUAACAUAAAACUCGUAAAGGCCCUCGAGGGCAUUGCCGACCGGAAGGGUGCGACCUUGCCACAGAUUGCCAUAUCCUGGGUUCUUGCUCUAGAGAAGAGGUUCCAUGUUACCAUAGUCCCUAUCCCGGGCUCAACGAAGCGCGAGAGAGUGCUUGAAAACUCCAGGGCGUUGUCUCUAGCUGAAGAGGAUUUGGAAGACAUAAACCGUAUACUCUCUCAACAUCCCGUUGAGGGCGACAGGUAUGAGGAGCAGGUCAUGCUCCUGAGCGAUGGCUAG
Molecule: messenger RNA, 951 nt
Organism: Trichophyton benhamiae CBS 112371
Lineage: Eukaryota; Fungi; Ascomycota; Eurotiomycetes; Onygenales; Arthrodermataceae
Product: aldo-keto reductase (YakC), putative
Exons: 1
Coding region: 1-951 (316 amino acids)
Cellular component (GO): cytoplasm
Source: RefSeq, a predicted model, not a curated record